GGCGUUAGAAUGACGACUCGGGAGUGUACAUUAUUGCAACAUCAGUGAAUCUUACUCGUAAUAACUCCGCGAACCUUACCACACGUUCCAAAGUCUAAACGUGCUGUAUUUCCAACUUAAUUUGGUUCUUUGUAGCAUAUCUAUUCAUAUCCACUGUAGAUACUAAUAUUUAUACAAAACGACCAUUAUUAUGGAGAAGAUCACCGAUGACCUGGUCAAGUACAAGGACUAUGUGUUUGCGAAGGAUUUGGUCAACGCUGAGCACAUUGACUCCCUGCAGAGCUUUGAGAUCCGGGACAGUGACAUCUUUCUGGUCACUUACCCUAAGUCAGGAACCAUCUGGACACAGCAGAUCAUCACUUCUAUCUGUGAGUCAGAGAUGGGUGAUAUCUAUCCCAACAACUUGGAGAUGAUGCCGUGGCUGGAGUAUAUUGGAAAACGCACCGACUACUCCUUACGCUAACCCGCGUCUAUUCGCCUCCCACCUCACCCUGUC
Molecule: messenger RNA, 496 nt
Organism: Oncorhynchus masou masou (cherry salmon)
Lineage: Eukaryota; Metazoa; Chordata; Actinopteri; Salmoniformes; Salmonidae
Product: amine sulfotransferase-like
Exons: 2
Coding region: 191-463 (90 amino acids)
Biological process (GO): sulfation
Cellular component (GO): cytoplasm
Molecular function (GO): sulfotransferase activity
Source: RefSeq, a predicted model, not a curated record